Molecule: messenger RNA, 759 nt
Organism: Pneumocystis jirovecii RU7
Lineage: Eukaryota; Fungi; Ascomycota; Pneumocystomycetes; Pneumocystales; Pneumocystaceae
Product: 6-phosphogluconolactonase
Exons: 2
Coding region: 1-759 (252 amino acids)
Biological process (GO): pentose-phosphate shunt; carbohydrate metabolic process
Molecular function (GO): 6-phosphogluconolactonase activity
Source: RefSeq, a predicted model, not a curated record
AUGGCUACUCUUUAUUCAUUUCAAACAAGAGACAAAUUAAAAAUUGCACUUUAUCAAUAUAUAAAAAAAACAUAUGAUGAAAGUAUCAUGAAACAUAACAAAUUUUAUAUAGCUAUUAGUGGUGGAUCAUUACCGAAAAUUCUGGGUGAAAAUAUUACAAAUCUAAUUGAUAUUAAUUGGGAAAAAUGGGAAAUAUUUUUUGCAGACGAACGAGUUGUGCCAUUGUCCCAUCAAGAUUCAAAUUACAAGCUUUGCUAUGACGAAAUUUUUGUCAAAUUGCCUAUUCCAAAAGAAAAUAUUCAUUGUAUUGAUACAUCUUUAUUAAGUAAUCCACAGAAACUAUCUGAAGCAUAUGAGUCAACACUAAUAAAAAAUUUUCAUAUUAAAAAUACAAAUAAAUUACCAGAAUUUGACCUUUUAUUAUUAGGUUGCGGUCAAGAUGGACAUACUUGUUCAUUGUUUCCUAAUCAUAAAAGUUUACAAGAAAACACUCCUUGGGUACUUCCUAUUAUCGAUUCACCAAAACUUCCUUCUACACGGAUUACUCUUUCUCUUCCUGUCAUAACCAACGCACGAAAAAUUGCAUUUGUUGUUUUAGGAACAGAAAAACAAGAAAUUAUGAAAGAAAUCUGGAAUAAUACUAAAGAGUUACCAUGUUCAUUAAUUAAUAUGAAAGCAGGCCCAAAAGUAUCAUGGUUUUCUGAUGUUAUUACUACAAAAUUAGUAGAUAAAAAGCUAAUAAAGCAAUUUAAAUUAUAA